Molecule: messenger RNA, 2253 nt
Organism: Acanthosepion pharaonis
Lineage: Eukaryota; Metazoa; Mollusca; Cephalopoda; Sepiida; Sepiidae
Source: the annotation of a GenBank genome assembly
AUGAUAUCUCUGUUUUUCUUGCUGUCUCACUCUCUCUCUCUCUUUCUCUCUCUCUCUCUCUUUCUCUCUCUCUCUCUCUCAAGCCUUCACCUCUAUAAUCUCAUCGCUUGUGUUUCACCUCAUUCACAUCUCGUCGCCGUCCUCUCUAUUCAAUCUUUGUCUCUUUCUUUUCCUUUUUUCCUUUCCCGUUCUUCCUUUGUUUUCUCUUUGCAUUUAGUCUUACUUUUAUUUUUGGUUGACUUUAUUUUCCCUUUCAUUUCUGCCUACCUUUUUCUUUCUUAUUUUCAUUUUCUUUGUCUUUCUUUCUCUUUUCUCUUUCUUUCUUUUUUCUUUCUUUUUCUUUUCUCUUUCUUUCUUUCUUUCUUUCUUUCUUUUUCUUUUUCUUUUCUCUUUCUUACGUUCAUUUACUUUGAUUCUUUUACAUUUUCAUUUCACUUUCUUUUUCAUUUCUCUUUCUUACUUUCUUUUCCAUUGUUUCGUUUUCUUUUCUCUUUUCUUUUUCAUUUUUUGCUUUCAUUUUCUUUGUUUCUUUUUCUUUCUCUCUCUUUCUUUUUUCUUUUCAUUUUCUCUUUCUUUCAUUUUCUUUGUUUCUUUUUCAUUUCUCCUUCCUUUUUCUUUUUCGUUUCUCUUUCUUACCUCCAUUUUUUGUUUCUUUUUUCUUUUUUACACUUUCUUUCUUUUCUUUACAUUUUCUCUUUCUUACUUUCAUUUUCUUUGUUUUUUUUCAUUUCUCAUUCUUUUUCUUUUUCGUUUUCUCUUUCUUACCUCCAUUUUUUUUGUUUCUUUUUUCUUUACAAUUUGUUUUUUUUUCUUUUCAUUUUCUCUUUCUUUCAUUUUCUUUGUUUCUUUUUCAUUUCUCCUUCUUUUUUCUUUUUCGUUUCUCUUUCUUACCUCCAUUUUUUGUUUCUUUUUCUUUACACUUUCUUUCUUUUUUCUUUACAUUUUCUCUUUCUUACUUUCAUUUUCUUUGUUUCUUUUUCAUUUCUCAUUCUUUUUUCUUUUUCGUUUCUCUUUCUUACCUCCAUUUUUUGUUUCUUUUUCUUUACAAUUUGUUUCUUUUUUCUUUUCAUUUUCUCUUUCUUUCAUUUUCUUUGUUUCUUUUUCAUUUCACCUUCUUUUUUCUUUUUCGUUUCUCUUUCUCACCUCCAUUUUUGUUUUUGUUUCUUUUUCUUUACACUUUAUUUCUUUUUUCUUUUCAUUUUCUCUUUCUUUCAUUUUCUUUGUUUCUUUUUCAUUUCUCCUUCUUUUUUCUUUUUCGUUUCUCUUUCUCACCUCCAUUUUUGUUUCUUUUUCUUUACACUUUAUUUCUUUUUUCUUUUCAUUUUCUCUUUCUUUCAUUUUCUUUGUUUCUUUUUCAUUUCACCUUCUUUUUUCUUUUUCGUUUCUCUUUCUUACCUCCAUUUUUUGUUUCUUUUUCUUUACAAUUUGUUUCUUUUUUCUUUUCAUUUUCUCUUUCUUACUUUCAUUUUCUUUGUUUCUUUUUCAUUUCCCUUUCUUUUUUCUUUUUUGUUUCUCUUUCUUACCUCCAUUUUUUGUUUCUUUUUCAUUACACUUUCUUUCUUUUUUCUUUUCAUUUUCUCUUUCUUACUUUCAUUUUCUUUGUUUCUUUUUCAUUUCUCCUUCUUUUUUCUUUUUCGUUUCUCUUUCUCACCUCCAUUUUUGUUUCUUUUUCUUUACACUUUAUUUCUUUUUUCUUUUCAUUUUCUCUUUCUUUCAUUUUCUUUGUUUCUUUUUCAUUUCACCUUCUUUUUUCUUUUUCGUUUCUCUUUCUUACCUCCAUUUUUUGUUUCUUUUUCUUUACAAUUUGUUUCUUUUUUCUUUUCAUUUUCUCUUUCUUACUUUCAUUUUAUUUGUUUCUUUUUCAUUUCCCUUUCUUUUUUCUUUUUCAUUUCCCUUUCUUUUUUCUUUUUUGUUUCUCUUUCUUACCUCCAUUUUUUGUUUCUUUUUCAUUACACUUUCUUUCUUUUUUUCCAUUUCUGUUUCUUACUUUCAUUUUCUUUGUUUCUUUUUCUUUCUCUUUGUUUUUUCUUUUUCAUUUUUCGUUCAUACUCGUUUUUUCUUUGUUUCUUUUUCAUUACACUUUCUUUCUUUUUUUUUUCAUUUCUCCUUACUUUAAUUUUCUUUGUUUCUUUUUCACUUCUUUUUCUCUUUUUCAUUUCUUUUUCUUACCUUCAUUCAUUCUUGAAAAUUAUUCAUUUAUGUCUUGUCCUAUUUCCUUCAUCAACAAGGCAAACUUCUUUUUUCUCCAACUGA